AUGUCGUUCACAAACGCGGUGUCACUGCUGCUCUGCUUUCUCAGCAUCGUUGAAAUCCCUGGUCAAGGAAUUGGUAACUUUGACUUCGGACAAGGACUGAUCUUAUCGGACCAUGGGGACAUCGGGGGUGUCCAUUUCACUGACGGUUUAUUAGGAGGGGCAGACAUGCUACCCCAGAGGAACGUCAUGAUUCGAUCCAGUAGUAACGCAUACACUAGUCCGGCGGGUAGAAUCAUGUUGUCCGCACCCCGACCAACCACAAGGACAAUCAGAGUAUCAAGGACACCCACAAGGUCGUAUCCGGAAAGUGCUGGAAGGACAAGGAGGAUUGAAUAUUCUGGGAAUUCCCGAGAUGGUGUUGGUGGCCUAGACCUCCCUGGACUUCUCCAAAGAAUGAGGUCACUUCCGGGACAGAGAAGCUUCAGCUGGACCAUCCGGAGACUGCCUCAGAGAACCACUCAACGGAGGCAACAGGUUCGCCGACAAAGAAUCCCGGAUGUAUUUCAAUCAUUUGGAAGUCAGUUUGGAUUAAAUGGAAUGGACAUCAUCAACCAAAAUCAGAGAAGUACUAUUCAACCCAGAGUUAACAGUGGCCGCAGUGUCAUUCCUGCCUUGCCGCCGACUUCCGGUACGGGAGGAGCCUCGUCCAAAUAUGGUUUGACGCAAGGACACAUCCAACAACUGCUCACCGCCCACAACCAGGCGCGACUGGAACUUCAAGCUGCCGACAUGCACCUCAUGCGGUGGGACAAGCAGCUUGCGAGUGAGGCACACUCGUGGAUACAACGCUGUGUGAUGGAGCACCGGGGUGCGGGGGGGGAGAACCUCGCUAUGGUCGGAGGGUCUCUCAUGAACAUCGACAGCCUCGUCGAAUACGGCAUCAACGGCUGGUACAAUGAGAAACACAGCUGGCAGUACGGGGAUGAAUUCUCGCCUGCUACCGGCCAUUACACACAGAUGAUCUGGUCCACCACCACGAACGUGGGAUGUGCCGCCAAACGCUGUCCCGAUAUGUACCUCCUCGCCUGCUUCUACUCUCCGCCGGGCAACGUCAUGGGCUUCAACCCUUACACCAAAGGCCAGCCGUGCACCAAGUGUCGAGGUGGCUGUCAGAGCAACCUAUGUGUUUGAGCUCCCAUCAACAUCGCUGCUACUGACGUUAGCAUGGAUCUCAAACGACAUAAUAUAUCACAACGCUGAUUCAUGGCACCGACAGGGCCACAGGCGCCUCGCAAACAUCUGACUGGACAGCCCGCCUCAAGCUCUCACGGUUACCUUUACGGCAACGCCCAUAUGAACCGAUCUAUUCGGCUCAAUAAAUAUAUUGAAUGCCCUGUAUAUUGUCAUGUUUCCAUUUUCGGUGUUUGGGUAUUUCUUAAAACAUGUUCCAGUAAUUACGGGCAAAAAUAGUUUUUAUAACAUUAAUUAUUCGCUGGACACCGGUAUUCCUUUCAAAACACGUUCCAGAAAUGACGGACAAAAUAAUUUUGCCACCUUUUUCAAAACAUAAAUCUUGUUGGACAUUCAGAAUGUCCGUUUUCAAGGCAAUGGUGAUCAGAUCUGUAAGGUACUACACAAAACAAAACGUAUCUUAUUAA
Messenger RNA from Haliotis rubra (blacklip abalone), 1598 nucleotides. RefSeq lists its product as uncharacterized. Gene Ontology annotation, cellular component: extracellular region. Lineage: Eukaryota; Metazoa; Mollusca; Gastropoda; Lepetellida; Haliotidae. The record is from RefSeq and is a predicted model, not a curated record.